GUUUUAUAUUCUUUAAGCACAGAAUAAUUAGUAACAAAUAGAAAUAUAAAAAAGGAAAAUUUAGCCGGAAAACAUGGCGAGCGGUGGCGCCGGCGGUGGAAAGGUGUCAUUCAAGGUCAUUCUUACUUCCGAUCCCAAACUUCCUUUCAAAGUAUUUAGCGUACCAGAGGCAGCUCCAUUCACAGCAGUUCUGAAAUUUGCUGCUGAAGAAUUCAAAGUGCCUCCUCAAACCAGUGCCAUAAUCACAAACGAUGGAGUGGGAAUUAACCCUCAACAAAGCGCAGGAAAUGUGUUUCUUAAACAUGGGUCAGAAUUGCGGUUGAUUCCUCGAGACAGAGUUGGUGCUUGUUUGGUGUCCUCUUAAAGGUCCUUUGCCUAUGGUUCUCUUUCCCCAUCUACAUUUGAAUAGUAUCUCGGUUUAAUUAAUCAUCGGAUGAGUGAGCACUGCAGUAGUUCUCUGUUUCCAUCUUUUAUUUUCAUCUAUUUUUCCGUAUUUUUAGCUAUCUGAAUUUGACGAUCAGAUAAAAAAAAACGUGUCAUAAAUGAUAAGUCAGUGCAGUGUCUCGUCUCGUCUCGUCUCCUGGUUUCAUCUGCAAACAGUUUAUCUUUAUUUGUGUCACUGAAAUAAAUAAUAAGCAGCCUCCUUUGAACCCUAUGAUGUAUGGUAUUAACAAAAAUACUUUAUU
This is a messenger RNA of Erythranthe guttata (spotted monkey flower), 686 nucleotides long. Its product is annotated as ubiquitin-fold modifier 1. Gene Ontology annotation, biological process: protein K69-linked ufmylation. Gene Ontology annotation, cellular component: cytoplasm; nucleus. Lineage: Eukaryota; Viridiplantae; Streptophyta; Magnoliopsida; Lamiales; Phrymaceae. The record is from RefSeq and is a predicted model, not a curated record.